Molecule: messenger RNA, 2532 nt
Organism: Cyprinus carpio (common carp)
Lineage: Eukaryota; Metazoa; Chordata; Actinopteri; Cypriniformes; Cyprinidae
Product: voltage-dependent T-type calcium channel subunit alpha-1H-like
Exons: 1
Coding region: 1-1029 (342 amino acids)
Source: RefSeq, a predicted model, not a curated record
AUGUGUUUUUACCUGCAGCAAGCAAUAAAGAGCGACUCCAUUGAUUCCACAAACGCUGACUCCAGAGACACCUUACACAUCCCGAGCAAACCCUGCUCCAGUGAUAAUCUUCAUCUUAAAGUACCCAGCAUUCCCCUCACCGGUGGAUCCGCCCCAUGUUCACCCCAGGCCUCACCUCCCCCUCCCCUCCGCAACAGGACAGCGAGCGUACGAACAAACAGACACAUGUACAGCCAGCGCAGCAUCCCCUGCCGACAAGCCGCGUACGAGAUACAAUCUAGAAAACCUCUAGAAAUAAUACACACACAUGCACAAACCAAACAGGAUUCGCAUGAGGUGGUCCAACUCAACACGAACGUUCCCCAAAGAAGAGCUUCUCAGCGUGUGGCACGCAACCAUAACUUGUCCCCUUAUGAACCACCCUUCUGUUCUGAAGCCCAGUCUCAAGACUCAUUACACGGUGGGGCAUCCCGCCAGCCGGGCACCAGCACUCAAUGUCUACGGAAGUACAACAGUAUGGAAAAUAAUGGCUUCCUAUCUCAACUCCACAUCCCUCGGCGUCACUCGACGCAUGGAGAAGAGUUACUGCUUCAGCAGCAGCCACCUGGACCUUCUCAAAUGCCCAAGAAGGAGAAAAUGAGCCCGCCCUGUAUCUCCAUCGACCCUCCCACCGAUGCAGAGUUUCCGUCUCCAGCGGUCAGUCAGGAGCACAGCACAGUUCUAAGACGGCGAACACCGUCCUUCGACUCCGCAUUACCACGGGAGUCCAUAGAUCUUCCUGACCUGCAGGAUGAACCUCUUUUGCCAAGUCGUUUGCCCCUCCCACAAUUCUCUUUUGACCAAUCGGAUGUAAGUUCGCUUAGCAGCCUGUCGGAACUGCUUUCGGAUAGUGACCAGUCAACGCACUCCUUCCCUUCCGAGGCGCGUUCGGGGGUGGUGGGAGACGCAGCUCAGAGUCCACUCAGGAAGAAGGUAUUGGUCAGAAUGGCCAGCACUAGGGAUCCAGGAAAUGAGGAUUCGUUUGCCUAAGCAACUGCGCAGGAAGCCACUCACGCAUUCCGCCUCUUCACAAAGCAUUUUAAUAACAGUUAGAGGCGGUGUUGGCAAAAGUAUGCAAAUGUGUUUCUGAUGGAACUGAUGUUUUUUUGCCUGAUCAUAUUGAUUAGGGAACUUUUAUUAGUGUUCAUCACACACACGGAUGUUGUGACGUUUUAUGUGAGUUCAUAUGAACAUCCAUCACAGAAACUUGUUGCAUCAUGGCAUGACCAUGCAAUUUUAACCCUCAUAUUUUGUUUGGGGUCUGAAAGGUUGAUAGUUUUAUAACUCAAAAAGUGUCAUUUAAAGUUAUCCUGUAAAGCCUGACAAAUGAAAAAAAAAGUUUACUGAACCUUUAGACAAAAUACAUAUAUAUAUAAAAAAGUUAUUGCAUAUAUUUUUGUUAAGAUUAUUUGAGGGGGCACAGUUGCUUCAGUCCAGUAAAUUUAUAAGAUAUAUAUAGAUAUAUAUAUAUGACAAUUAUUUUUAAGUUUAAUUAUAUCAGUAAAGAUUUUACAACAAAAAGACACAUGAACCACAUCCUGAAGCAGGAAGCAUUGAUGGAUUGUUUUUGUUUUUAAAUUUUGACACAAACUGUGAUCCAGCAUUUGUGCAACAGACAUGAAUGACACCACAAAUCAUGCAGAAGUGUAGUUUUGCUUUUUAAAAGAUUAGAUUUCCUUCUUGUGCUGGCAAAAAAUAACACAAUAUGUCUUGAGAAAUUAUAAAAAUCUAGUUUAUUUUAAUUUUUUAUAUGUAUGUAUUAUUAUUAUUAUUAUUAUUAUUAUUAUUAUUAUUAUUAUUAUUAUUAUUAUUAUUAAUCAUACUGGCCCCAAACAGAAACAACAUUAUUAUAUUGUAUAAUAAUUAACUGACAUGUGCAUGCCAAAUUUGUGGUAAAUCAGAGGGUUAAACUUCAGUAAUAUCUGUUUUGAUUCAGUCUGAGGAACAGAAUAAAAUAGAGUUGAAAUGAGCUAUUAUCAUGAGUUAUUAUUAGUAAGUCAAUCUCAACAGAACAUGAGGGUUAAAUGGCAGCACUAUAUUUGUCAUCUUCAAGCAAACCCUUACGUCACAUAAUUAAUUAACUUUAAAGUCAUGCCCUAACUGUAACACCCUAUUGUCUUACAGAGUAUAUGACACACAGAUAUAUUUUAGCUGAAACAUGUGCAUGUUUCAUAAUGCAGAUUGUGUAGCUGAAGAAAUGAGAUGAUUAUUGUAUAUAUGUGUGGCAUGUGAUAUUUUUGUAAAGGGUCAGAUUUUUACAUGUUGUUGGCCUUCAGGAAGAAUCGUGUUAAAGGAAUGUUCCGGGUUUAAGUUCUACAUCUGUGCUGCAGAUUAAAAUGCCCCUAUUAUGGAUUUUGGAAAAUUAUCUUUCAGUGAGUGAAAACAUCCUGCAAAGUUUUAAAUCUGAAAGUGCACCGUGUAUAAAGUUAUUGUCACUCAAAAGAAAGAGUCGACUCUGAAUCACUGAAACGAGUCGUUUUUAAAACGAAUCCC